Molecule: messenger RNA, 2472 nt
Organism: Paramecium sonneborni
Lineage: Eukaryota; Ciliophora; Oligohymenophorea; Peniculida; Parameciidae
Source: the annotation of a GenBank genome assembly
AUUCAAAUGAACUUUAGCGAAAUCUUUCCAGGAGUAAUAUUUGCAUAAUUUUCACCAAACAGCAAGUUUAUAGUAUUAAGUAAUGGAACAAGAGUGAUUGUAAAAGAAACUGAAUAAUUAUAAUCCAUAAAUUUUACUCAUACAUAAAUAACAGAUGCUUAAAUUCAAUAAAUAGAAAUAUCACCAAAUAGUGAAUUAGUUGCAUUAAGUUAUCCUAAAAAGGGAUAUAUAGAAAUUCGAAAAAUAGAUGAUGCAAAUUGGUGUGCAAGAAUUGAUGAUAGUAUAGAGUUAAUACAAUGGUGUCCAGAUUCUAUAUAAUUAGUUGUGAUUAGUGAAUUUUAAGUAAAAAUAAAUAAAUAUAAAAUAGAUUAAAGCAUCAAUUUACAAUUUAAAUAAUAAAAAUGUUACUCAUUUUAAAAAUCCAAAAUAAAUUUCAUUUAGUCAUAAUGGAAGAUUUAUGGUAAUGAGUGAAAGAAAAGAUGCUAAAGAUUUUAUUGGUAUUUAUAGUAUUAGAGAUUGGAAAUUAUUAAAUUAUUAAUCUUCAGAUACUUUAGAUACAGCAUUAUUAUAAUGGUCUUAUAAUGAUUCAUUCAUUGGUGUUUAAGACACAGAAUUGAAUGUAAGAAUAUAAAUAAUAAUAUAUUAAUUAGUUUCGUUUAAAUCUUCAUUGUCCUUGCUAAGGAUUAUAAAUGAGAUUUGAACCAUACACAUAUUCUUUAGGAAUAAAAGUAAGUAGAUUUGGUAACUAAAGUGAUUUAAUGGCAGUUGGAGCAAAUGAUGAAAAAUUAAGAAUAAUAAAUUUAUUAACUCUUAAAUAAAUAACAGAAUUAGAACAUAAAAUAACAAAAGAUGUAUUAAUAUAUAAAGAAGAGGAAUAUUCUGAUUAAUAUUCAUAGAGAGUAGUUACAAAAUGUAUAUUAAAUGAUAAUAAUAUAAUUAGUUACUUAAAUGGAAUAGGGUUGUAAAAUAAAUGUAUCAAAAACAUAAAAUGGUAUUAGUUUGUUAGAAUGGAGUUAUAAAGAUGAUUAUAUAGCUACAAAAUUUGAUGGUAUGUAAAAUUGUGUAUUUAUUUGGGAUAUGGAAUUAUUAACAUUAAAAGCAAUAAUGGUUUAAAUAUUACCAAUUAAAUUUUUUACNUUUAGCGAAAUCUUUCCAGGAGUAAUAUUUGCAUAAUUUUCACCAAACAGCAAGUUUAUAGUAUUAAGUAAUGGAACAAGAGUGAUUGUAAAAGAAACUGAAUAAUUAUAAUCCAUAAAUUUUACUCAUACAUAAAUAACAGAUGCUUAAAUUCAAUAAAUAGAAAUAUCACCAAAUAGUGAAUUAGUUGCAUUAAGUUAUCCUAAAAAGGGAUAUAUAGAAAUUCGAAAAAUAGAUGAUGCAAAUUGGUGUGCAAGAAUUGAUGAUAGUAUAGAGUUAAUACAAUGGUGUCCAGAUUCUAUAUAAUUAGUUGUGAUUAGUGAAUUUUAAGUAAAAAUAAAUAAAUAUAAAAUAGAUUAAAGCAUCAAUUUACAAUUUAAAUAAUAAAAAUGUUACUCAUUUUAAAAAUCCAAAAUAAAUUUCAUUUAGUCAUAAUGGAAGAUUUAUGGUAAUGAGUGAAAGAAAAGAUGCUAAAGAUUUUAUUGGUAUUUAUAGUAUUAGAGAUUGGAAAUUAUUAAAUUAUUAAUCUUCAGAUACUUUAGAUACAGCAUUAUUAUAAUGGUCUUAUAAUGAUUCAUUCAUUGGUGUUUAAGACACAGAAUUGAAUGUAAGAAUAUAAAUAAUAAUAUAUUAAUUAGUUUCGUUUAAAUCUUCAUUGUCCUUGCUAAGGAUUAUAAAUGAGAUUUGAACCAUACACAUAUUCUUUAGGAAUAAAAGUAAGUAGAUUUGGUAACUAAAGUGAUUUAAUGGCAGUUGGAGCAAAUGAUGAAAAAUUAAGAAUAAUAAAUUUAUUAACUCUUAAAUAAAUAACAGAAUUAGAACAUAAAAUAACAAAAGAUGUAUUAAUAUAUAAAGAAGAGGAAUAUUCUGAUUAAUAUUCAUAGAGAGUAGUUACAAAAUGUAUAUUAAAUGAUAAUAAUAUAAUUAGUUACUUAAAUGGAAUAGGGUUGUAAAAUAAAUGUAUCAAAAACAUAAAAUGGUAUUAGUUUGUUAGAAUGGAGUUAUAAAGAUGAUUAUAUAGCUACAAAAUUUGAUGGUAUGUAAAAUUGUGUAUUUAUUUGGGAUAUGGAAUUAUUAACAUUAAAAGCAAUAAUGGUUUAAAUAUUACCAAUUAAAUUUUUUACAUGGUCAAAGAAUUCUACAACUUUAACAGUAUGUACAGGAAGUAGUAAGAUUUUCUUUUGGAAUCCUAAUUGUACAUCUGCUUGUGAUAUGCCAUUUGAUAAAAAUUUCCAUGUUGUUAAAAUAGAUUGGAGCAGUGAUCAAAAAAGUAUGUUACUUUUUGAUAAAUCUGAUGUUGUAGUUGCCUAUCCUGCUCUAGAUGAUAGUUUUUGA